AUGUCCUUCCUGGAACAUGGUCAGGACGGGGAUACAUCCAGAGGAACAAAGUCAGAAUCGGUUCAGGGAGCAGUAUAUGCCAGGGACUCCACAUUUAAAUGUGAACUUGUUAGAGGAAUUGAAACUUUGAACUUUAUUGCUCAGUAUAUUAAAUACAACUGGCAUAUGGCUCUAUGUGAGGUGGAAUUCCUGUUUAAAUGUAGACGCUUGAAAAUAAAACCUUUGCUACGUGUAGGGGAAUUACGUGGUCAUAUUCAGAACCAAAAUGUGUACGAACACCAAGAUGGCAGCAAAUCGCUGAAGCUGGGUGACUUUGGACUGGCCACCAUUGUAGACGGCCCCCUGUACACGGUCUGUGGCACCCCGACAUACGUGGCUCCAGAGAUCAUCGCGGAAACUGGAUAUGGCCUCAAGGUGGACAUCUGGGCAGCUGGUGUAAUCACUUACAUCCUGCUGUGCGGUUUCCCUCCGUUCCGUGGAAGCGGUGAUGACCAGGAGGUGCUUUUCGAUCAGAUUUUGAUGGGGCAAGUGGACUUUCCCUCUCCAUACUGGGAUAACGUUUCUGAUUCGGCAAAGGAGCUCAUCACCAUGAUGCUGUUGGUCGAUGUCGAUCAGCGAUUUUCGGCUGUGCAAGUCCUUGAGCAUCCCUGGGUUAAUACCACCGCUCUUGAUAAGGAGAGGCAGGUUUUCCGACGAAGACGCAACCAGGAUGUGAGAAGCCGGUACAAGGCCCAGCCAGCGCCACCUGAACUCAACUCGGAAUCGGAAGACUACUCCCCAAGCUCAUCCGAGACUGUUCGCUCCCCAAACUCGCCCUUUUAA
Messenger RNA from Leptonychotes weddellii (Weddell seal), 822 nucleotides. NCBI's taxonomy places the organism in Eukaryota, Metazoa, Chordata, Mammalia, Carnivora, Phocidae. The record is from RefSeq and is a predicted model, not a curated record.